Messenger RNA from Theileria parva strain Muguga, 744 nucleotides. RefSeq lists its product as uncharacterized. Lineage: Eukaryota; Apicomplexa; Aconoidasida; Piroplasmida; Theileriidae. The transcript has a single exon. Bases 1 to 744 code for a protein of 247 amino acids. The record is from RefSeq and is a predicted model, not a curated record.
AUGGUCAGAAAGGAGCGUUAUCACAAGGCGAAACUGGAGAAUAAUAAGCCCGUGUUACACUGCAGGUUUGGCAAGAAUAAACCCUGGGUCGACAUUACUUACACAAGAUUUGACGUUGAAAAGCUCAAAUUCGUUGAUAAAAAUGAAAAUGAACAUGGGUUCUUGGACUGUAAAUCAGAGCUCGUUGGUCUGAUUUUCAAGCUUUUCCUCAGCUUCGUCUGUAGCAGAAUUCUGUACGACGGAGAACUUGUUUGGACUUUUAAAUACCACUUCUGGUCCGGACAUCCCCUAAACCUAUGCCUAAACCUGCUGGAGAACGUUUUUUACCUCAACUUCCACAAUAAUCACAAGACACAAAUCAACGUCAUUCCCAAAACAAACUCACACCUCCUCAACAAUAAUAACACUAUUGACAGUAGUAAUACAGUUAAUAAUGAUGAUAAUGUUAAUAAGGUUAAUAAUGACAAUGUGAAGAAUGAGGGAGAUCGUAGGAUAUUGGUGGUGGUACUUGGUGAUCGGCGUGUGGAUGAGAUAUUCUAUAACGGUGAGCAGGUUUGGGACCGUGAGCCUGGUGAGCCGUACCCCGUAAAGUACAUUUCCAACGAGGAAGUAAUGGAAUUUGUGGUUAUCUUCGAUAAUAGUUUCAAGGUUUGUAAUAAAGUUAAUGGCAACUGGGUUAGGAAAUCACAAAAAAUCACCAAAGAACUCAGAGCAACUAUCAAUUCUCUAGACCUACAAAAUUAA